GACAUUUCUGGUUGCGGGAGUCACUGAAGGUCUGUGGUCGUAUCUCUGAUAUUAGCUGUUUCAGACAUCGCCCUGACUUGGGUCAGCCUGUCUGUAGCGAACAUGGACCUCAAAGAAGAGCACGGUUCAAUUGGCCCAGUGACAGCUCAUGUAGGCCUACCAUGGACCAUGAAGAAAAUAACAGAGAUCAUCUCUGAUCUAAAAAAGGACAACUUCAACCUCCGGCUUCGCAUCUUCUACUAUGAGGAGUGCUUACAAAAGAAAUGUGAUGGCUCUGUGGAGGAAAUGUGCAAAACAAACAUUAACCUGAACGUGGAAGUCGAAACGCUCAAGGAAGAGAUGCGAGAACUGCAAAGAGUGUCUGUCCUUGCUAUAGAAACCAGCAGUGAAAUGGAGCUGCUACGACAGACCUGCAAUGUCCGGACCGCACAACUGGAAAAAGAUCUAGAGCUAUCUAAGAUUGAGGUAGGGAAACUUGUAGCCAUGUUGGAACAGGAAGAGAUGCGUGUACUGGAGCUUGAGAAUGAAGUCAAGGGAAACCACCAUUCAGAUACACCCACCCAAACUGAUCCACAACCCCAAGACAAGUGUCCCAACCAAAACCAGGACUUACUUAACUUGCUAGCGGAGAAAGACUGUCUCAUAGAGCAGCUCCAGGCAUCAGUAAAGUCCCAGGAUACUGUUAUAGAGCAGCUCCAGGCAUCAGUAAAGUCCCAGGAUACUGUUAUAGAGCAGCUGAGGACUGAUGGGGUCAGACAGGUCAGUGGAGACCAGCCUGCAGGUGACCCCGACAGCCAACUCACAUCCCUCAUUGAGCAGCAGGUUCUGGAACAGGAUAUUAGCAGAGAGAAGCGAAAGUUUGACAAACAGUUGAAGGACAUCCAGGAACUUCUGGAGAGGUCUAAUGUGGACAUGGCAGAGAAGGACUUCCUUCUGGCGGACAGUGAUUUCAAACUGAAGGAGCAGGAUGUCGUCAUUCUGAAACUGAACCACAAACUGCAGGAAAAAGACCAACUACUGCAGCAAGCUUCGGAGAAAGCUUCUUUUCUAUAUACGGACGAGCGAAGCAGAGAAGAGGACGCGGCCGAGGAGAAAGAUUCGGUUGAUCACCUCAGGCAGUGUAUGCAGCAGCAGGAGAGAGAGCUUCAAAUGCUCAACAACCUGCUGUUUAGCCACGAAGACUCAAUCCACGCUCUAGAGACCGAACUAGUUAAGAUGAAGGCACUGCAGGAAACCCUGGAACAGGCCAACGAGGACCUGGCAGAGAAGGAUUUUGUCCUGAUGGAGAGUGAAACCAAACUGAAGGAAAUGGAAGAGACCAUACAGACACUCACCUGCGAACUGCAGGAGAAAAACAGACUCACACAGAGCUCUGAAUGUUCAGAUAGCAACGCAAAUCACCAACAGGAGGCAGCAUUGCAGAAACAACUUCAAGACCUGGAACAGGCCUCUGAGAGAGCCAGAGAGGACAUGUUGUCUGUGAUUGAAGAGAAGAACAGGGAGAUUUGUCGACUUCAGGAAUCUCUAUUAGAUUUUCAGUCACAUCCCCCUCCUACCCAGGCAAACCUUCUGUCACACAUCCAAGAUUCUAUCAAUAGAGCCAAAGAAAAGAUUAUUUGUGCCAUCGAAUGUAAAGCGAACAACUCCUCAAAUAUGUCUCAACUGCUGCAAAAGAUCAUUGACCUGCAAGCAAAAAACACCGAAAUGUCGUACCAAGACAUAAUCAAUAGUCUGUGUAUUCAGAUGAAGGAGAGAGACCUGGAUGUGGAUCAAAACGUGGAGGCAUUUAAAUGUCCACAAACAGAGCAGGAGCUAGAGGAGAACCUCACUGAAACCCGGCGGGACGAGGACCAAGCUACCGUCUUCCCACAGAAACCAUUGACUGAACACAACACUGAGGUGAUGGAUGGCUGGUUGCAGAGACAGAACGAGGAGGGAAGGAUAGAGAUAGAACAACUGAAACAGAGACUGAGAGAGACCGAGGCUACGCUGGCUCAAAGCAAAGCAGAGAACCUAAAGCAGAUGACUGACUACCAACAGACUGUAGCAACGCUUCAGGCUGCCAUCAACAUGAACGCACACGUGUUAAAGGCUUUGGAGUCUCUGAUGGAGGACGUGGACCAAGAGCUAGAACCCGCCAGGGAAAUCUUAAGACAGCUGCAGCCAACCAAGGGAUCCUUAGAGGACUACAUCUCUCACUUACUCCAGGAGAAAAACUUUAUCAUCUCCCAACUUCAAGAAGAGUCGAGUAGAAAGUCUCAACAACUAGAGGUCAUGGUGGGUCGACUGCAAAGCCAGAAAGAGUCUAGCGACAAAGACCUUGAGGAGUUGGAACAGCAUCUGAGAGACAUGGAGGCCAUUUUGAAUCAGACAAAGCAGGAUUCAGACAUGAAGAAACUGAAGGACGACGAGAACGACAACACAAAGGUCGCUCUGUUAGAGCUCCAACUGAAGGAGCUGGAGGCCACGUUGGCCACCGAAGAACAGCUAGCCGAGGAGAAGUUGCAGAACCAGGCUGACAACAGCACCAGGGAAGUGGAGCAGUUAGAGCAGAAACUCCUGGAAACGGAGGCCGUCCUUGCCAAAACCAAAGAGGCGGAUGAGGAAAGAGGACUACACAGAGAGAAACAGCUGACAGACUACAAAGCCACUGUCGAAAAGCUUCUCGCGACCAUUUCUUUCAACGAGCGAAUGUUCAAGGAGUUGAAAGAGCAUCAGCAGCAGGUUGUAGGGAAACACGCAGAUGAGCUCCAGGAAUUCAACAGGAGGCAGCAGGAGCUGUGGUCAGCGCAGUCUCUGAUCUCAGCUAGCCUGCAGGAGAAGAGUACCGAGGUUCUUCAACUCAGAGAUACCCUGUUUCAGAAGGAGAAGGUCAUCAAGGACCUGCAAGGCCUUACCCUCCAGAGAAAAGAAACCUCAGUAAACGGGGAAGCCCCGGCGGGUCAAGAGAUUUUACCACUUAGUGAGAGGCGCCUCCAGGUUGUCCAGAAGGAGAAAGGGAGCCUGAUGGAGAGACUGAGAGCUAGUGACCGCCUGAACGAGACCCUCCACAGCCAGCUGUCCCUACACAGAGACAUCGUGGCUCAAGACAAUGCCCACGGUUUCACCUCCUCUUCACUUACAGUGGACAACAACUGUGAUGAGGACCCAUGCAUGCCUACAAUGGGUCAGAGCUAUGAGUUCACAGACAAAUGUUUAAAACCGACUGGAGAAAAUAAAUCUGAAUUUGGGAGUCAGCCAGGGUUUCCUCCCCAGAUUAUCAACAUCAACUGUGUGACAUGUGGAGCAUCCAGGCAUUCAAGCAGGACUAACCUCUCCGAUACAUGGAGAAGAUAUCAUGUUAAAAUGGAUGAUAACGCCUCUCAAAGCAGCUGGUCGUCAUGUAGCAUGGAGGACUCUGUACCUUCCUCGUUGACCAGCAGUCUAUCAGCACUGUGGGUCCAGGAAAAAACCUGUCAUGUCCAAGCUCAGACAGAUGAUUCCCUGACCCUCCAGAGGCUCAUUUCAGAGGGGAAUACACUGACAAAUGUCAUGAUUCAGCUACUGCAGGAUUGCUUUCGUAAACCCCACGCUGACCCUCAGGCAACGGUGGACCAGAAGCUUGUCAAGCAACUCUCUGCAACAAUUGCUGCCAGCCAACAUGCCUUAGAAGAAGCCAGCCGUCUCCUGAAGCACGAGGGCAGAAAUAGUACACAGCUGAAGAGUAAAAAUGUGACGCCUUCUGACUUCAACAGGGGAAACCUUGAACUAAAGAAUGAAAUCGAGAUGUUGACAAUGGGGCAAUGCUAUAACAAGAAGAUGCUCUCAGAGGCAAUCAAGCGCCUGAGGAAAGUCAACCGGAGGAAACUUUAAACAGCACAUAGCAUAAAAAACAACACAUGUACAAUACAAUGCAUUGUAAAACAACGGUAUAAGUACUCCGCUUCUUUAUCUCUUAAUCUCAAGCAAGUUGUGUUUUCAAUACUACAAUGUUAUUACUCCACAUGGGUUCCA
This is a messenger RNA of Osmerus eperlanus (European smelt), 3993 nucleotides long. Its product is annotated as myomegalin-like. The transcript is spliced from 25 exons. Gene Ontology annotation, biological process: centrosome cycle; regulation of Golgi organization; positive regulation of microtubule nucleation. Lineage: Eukaryota; Metazoa; Chordata; Actinopteri; Osmeriformes; Osmeridae. The coding region runs from base 103 to 3852 and encodes 1249 amino acids. Gene Ontology annotation, cellular component: Golgi apparatus; centrosome. The record is from RefSeq and is a predicted model, not a curated record. Gene Ontology annotation, molecular function: molecular adaptor activity.